CUCUACUCGACUCGAGCAGUUUCCCGCUCCCCUGACACCGAAGUGAAGAUGCUCUCCCCGCGUAUCCAGUGCGCCGUCGCGCUCCUGUACUUAGCGCUUGCAGUCAGCAGCUUGACCGGCGCGCCAUCAGACCUCAGACUCCACCAGUUGCUCCAGAGAUCGCUCCUCGCACCCGCAGCCAAACAGGAUCUUGCCAGGUACACUCUCGCGGAGCUUCUGUCAGAGUUCGCGCAGUCGGACAACGAAGCGCUCGCGUCCGACGACCUCGCGCGCAGAUCCGAGCAGGUGGAACCGCGGACGGAGAUGGAGCGCGCCGCGGGCGUGUUGCUGGAUCCGCGCGCUCGCAAGGCGGGAUGCAAGAAUUUCUUCUGGAAGACUUACACGGCCUGCUGACUUAGACACGGCGACACCUCAAUCCAUACUGAAGCACUUCAAGUAUUUUUCCUUGUCCGUUUUGUUUAUAAUCGUCUUCGACCAACCU
Megalops cyprinoides (Indo-Pacific tarpon) is the source of this 481-nucleotide messenger RNA. RefSeq names its product somatostatin-1A-like. Bases 49 to 393 code for a protein of 114 amino acids. Gene Ontology annotation, biological process: regulation of cell migration. Gene Ontology annotation, cellular component: extracellular region. Gene Ontology annotation, molecular function: hormone activity. NCBI's taxonomy places the organism in Eukaryota, Metazoa, Chordata, Actinopteri, Elopiformes, Megalopidae. The record is from RefSeq and is a predicted model, not a curated record. The transcript is spliced from 2 exons.